UAGAGUGUGAACGACGGAGAAGGCUGAGUGUUACUACAAGGCAGGAAAAAUGGUACAAUAAAGUAUGGCUUUAAGGUGAAUUCCUUUCAAGGUUCAUCGAUUAUUUUGCCAUUAAGACAAGGUUCUGAAGUUAGUCACGUUAAGGACUGUAUGCAGCAGUAGCGACUCUAACAAUGGCUGUUUCCUGCAGUAAUGGUAUCAAAAGGACCUCCCAAGAAUUCCUUUUUAAAAACGGGUGUGUUUUCUUCUCAGCAUUUCUCCUGUGUUUCCCGCUGUCACUUGCUGCGACUAUCACCGUUAUCAAUGAUCCCGUAACGGCGGCACUUGGAGACAAUGUCACUCUGGGUAUCAGUAUUGACGAAAGUGUGGUGCUUUGUACGUGGUAUCGAGGAGCCGUAGACGUGACUAACUUUAUCCUGCGAGUAGCAAAUGGAGUACAGGCUGAAGGCUCCCAAUACACCCGCAGGGAAUCUGUUCUGCAACCAAGUCACUCGUUGAGGAUAGCGAAUGCUACGUUGGCAGACAGCGGUACUUACUGGGUGCGCAUUGUAUUUACAUCAGGAAACGAAGUCCUGUCCAAUCUCACGUUAAAGGUGUUGGGAAUUUUGUCUGCUCAACAUGAGAUGCAUCUGGUGUGGAAGCAACUAUCACUGCAAAGUACUUUGCAGUCUUUCUAUCCUGCAAAAUGUGUUGUUUCACAAGUUCAGAACAUUCAGCAAUUAACUCAUUUUGAGAAUCAGCAGAGAGAUUAUGCACUUGAAGUUAUUCCCCUUUCCUUGUGA
Molecule: messenger RNA, 782 nt
Organism: Protopterus annectens (West African lungfish)
Lineage: Eukaryota; Metazoa; Chordata; Ceratodontiformes; Protopteridae
Exons: 3
Coding region: 174-782 (202 amino acids)
Source: RefSeq, a predicted model, not a curated record